ACUGUAUCGCCGCUAGGGGUAGUGAUGGCGUCUGAGGCCUGAGAGCGUGGUUGCUGUGAGGGCGCGGGAGUCGUAUGGAGUGGGGACUAGGGCAAGUGAGAGGGUGGGAAAACCAGAGACAGAGGAGGGCGGUGCUGGAGAAGGGCGGCGCGUGGCUGACUCAUCCCUCUGGAAGAUCAGACUGACAGACACUAACCCUUGCCGGACCCGCCCGCCCGCCCGCGCCGCUUCUCCUCAGCUGGGAGGCGCCCGCCCGCACAGCCCGCCCGCCUUCUCCGGGAGCGCUCUCCCGGCCCGGCUGCCUCAGAGAAAGUUUUUGUCGUCGGAAGGGACUGGAGGCGCCACUGGCCUUUGGGAAGGGAAGGAGGACGGAAGAGGAGGCGACAGCCGCGUGGGCCCGGGGAGUGCAUGGUGCCCGGCGUCUCGGCUGCCUGUCAGGAGGACAUCGGGGCGGGGUCGAGCUGAGCCCAGCUCCUUCUUCGCGCAGCGGCGCCAGAAAUCUCCCUCCCGGGCUGCCGCGGGGGUCCUCGCUCCUCAGCCCGCCAUGUCCCGGCUGCUGCCGCUGCUGAGGAGCCGGACCGCGCGCAGCCUGAGGCCGGGCCCGGCCGCCGCCGCGCCCCGCCCGCCGUCCUGGUGCGGCUGCGGGCGGGGGCUGCUGGCGCUCGCGGCCCCGGGCGGCCCCCGGGCGCUGGGUACCCACCCGAAGAAGGAACCCAUGGAGGCGCUGAACACGGCGCAGGGCGCGCGCGACUUCAUCUACAGCCUGCACUCCAGCGAGAGGACCUGCCUGCUCAAGGAGCUGCACCGCUUCGAGUCCAUUGCCAUCGCCCAAGCAUGCAGAUAUCCCAAACCCGAGAUUGCCAUUGUGAAGCGAGCAAAGGAGUUAUCAUCAGCAGAGGCCCCUGAUAGCUUUGAAAAAUUGGAAGCUCUACCACCCACCCCAGGACAGCUGAGAUAUGUAUUCAUCCACAAUGCGAUACCUUUCAUAGGGUUUGGCUUUUUGGAUAAUGCAAUUAUGAUUGUUGCAGGAACCCAUAUUGAGUUGUCUAUUGGAAUUAUUUUGGGAAUUUCAACUAUGGCAGCUGCAGCUUUGGGAAAUCUUGUGUCAGAUUUAGCAGGUCUCGGACUUGCAGGCUACGUUGAAGCUUUGGCUUCCAGGUUAGGCCUAUCAAUUCCUGAUCUCACACCAAAGCAAGUUGACAUGUGGCAAACACGUGUUAGCACACAUUUGGGCAAAGCUGUUGGGGUAACUAUUGGCUGCAUUCUAGGAAUGUUCCCUUUGAUUUUCUUUGGAGGAGGUGAAGAAGAUGAGAAACUGGAAAAGCAAAAUUAACUCUCUUAGAAUACUUAUAAAAAGAUGUAAACUAAUGUACCUCAUUAAAUAUGCUGUCCCAACAUAUAGGAAUUAAGACAGUAACAGUGUAUAGAUAUGGGAUCAAAUAAUUCAGCAUGUGUUAUGGAAAACACUAACUUAUUGUGGCUUGGUUUUCUUAGGACAUCUUUUUAAAAAAACUUUUAUGUGAAUUGUUGAAAUGCUUUUUCAUCGGUGGCAGUCAACAUUUUACCUUUCCUUUUUCUUUCUUUGGAUACCAAAAUAUUGUUGAAGUAUCAGUCAUUGAUGUACUGUACUGACUUGGAGUUCGCCUGUUUGUUAUUUACCAUGUGUUUAUGCAUGAAAGUGUUUUCUGUUGUUGUUCCCUGUAGUUACAUUUGAAACCUGGAGAUUUUUUCCAAAUUACUAGGAUGUUUAAUAUUAGUUAAAGGUUUAUUUUUUUUACUCUCUUUUUGGCAACUUCAGUUUUGUAGUGUUUCAUAGUAAACAUUUACAAUCAUAUAAUUUCAGUUAUUUUUAAAGGAAAAUCAUCUAUUCAGAAUGGACAGAGACUUUAAAUAUUUUAAAUAUCUACCACUCAUUUUAAUUUUCUGACCUUAUUGUCUCAAGAGCCAGGGAUGAAUCAGAAUGAACAGUUAUGUAGUCUCUCUACUACAUAAAACCAUAUAUGUUAACAAGUGUAUUAUUUCAAGUAGUUUUUUUUUUUUUAACCUUUUCUCAGUUUUGAAUAAUUGCAGAGAGAUUUCUGACUCCUAAGGGAAAGUCAUUAUUCUAGAGUAUUUUUAAUGGGGAUUGUGGAAUUAAGGUAAACCUAAGGGAUUUGAUGUGACACUUGAAAAUUAAGAUACUAAAAAAAUUUUUGUCGCAGAAGUGUAAAAUAGGAACUGUUUAGAAGGUUUAUGUUGUAGGUGGUGAAGUUGAGGUGAUAUUCGUAAGGUUAAUGAGAAACAAAUAAUAUUGUUUGGGAAGGAUUCCCCCCUCCCCAAAUGUCUACUUCUUAUCAGAAUUGAAUGAGUUUGAGUACUCAUAAUCCUGAGGUUGUUUAUAGUAAGUUUUAUUUCUGGAAACUUCUUUGGAGGUGAAAAAAAAAUUUCAUAUUUUGCUUUUUGCUGUAUGUAUCUUAGUAGUGAAAAGUUAUAUGAGGAGAAAUUCUUUCUCCCUUUUUUGGUCCCUUUUCUUUUUUUGUGUGUGGUGUUUAAAUCAUAUUCUAGAUAGAAGUUAUUUAGUCCCAGUUUGUGUAUCUGAUUUACGCAUAGAUAUGAUUCAUAUCUGUACUUUUAAAUCAUAAAUUUUAAUUUUAUUAACCUUUAAAAUUUGUUAGCAUGUGGUCUGUUACACAUGCUAAAAAAUCUUGUUAGUGUAAACACAUCAUGGAGGAGAAAAAUAGAAAUUAAAAUUACUAAUUGGGCCACGGAAAUUAUUUAUUUUGUUAAAUGCAAAAGAAGGGAAACUUAUAAGAUGGCUCUAUUUACAACUACUUUAUUUUAAAGUUUUAUUUGCACAUACUUACUUUGAGCUCUUGUUUUCAGAGGAGGUAUUUUUUCUCAUAAGGUAAUUUGUCAUAAAUUCUCUUCUGUGCACUUCAAAAUGGUUUAGUGCUAUCCUUUUAAUCAGAUUUUUGAAGGAAAAAAAUCAUUCCAUAUAACAAAAUAUAUGUACAAAUAAGAUGACAGUCUCAUUUGAUCAAAUUAGAAUUAUAAAACUUGACAUCUUAAUGAAUUGUGGUUUAUAUCUUCCACAUAACACCACAGACACACCAAAAGUUUUUUUUAUUAUUUCAGAUGAUAGGAUUAGAGUGGUUAAAAAAAUUGGGUGUCGGGGGGUAAAUGUUUAAUUAUCUUUGUCUCUAACUUGUAUUGCAAGUCUUUUCUGUUUUCCAAAAAUGUGUUUUAUUAUGGUGGUUAAAUUUUUUUCUUAUUAUUAAAUCCCACAUCCAGAAACUUUGCCUGUGAGUUUAGAAAGGGCUUUUGAUUAUUGCUUUCCUUUUUUUUUUUUUUGGUCUUGAAAAUAAUCCAAUCCUACAGAAUCUUUCAGUUUAGCUGAGUGUCUGUAGAAUUAUUUAAGAUGUCAAACAUGGAAUAUAUCACCUUCAUACUGAAAAGUAUUUUAAUUUAUAAAAAUUUGCUUCACUUAGCUAUUAGUUUUUAAAAAACUGAACCCUUUCCAUAACCUAAGGCAUAUAUUUUUUUUCCAUGAUCUUAUUCUACACUAGUAUGGUGCUUUGCACAAAGUGACUUCUGAAAAAUGGUUCCCUUUAAGAUAAUGACUUCGUAUAAUCAUCAUUUCAUAUUACUUGUCAUGAAGACUCUUAUUUCAGAUUGAAACUGGAAUUCUUACUUCUCAUACUAGGUAUUUCUUUAUCGAGAGCACUCUAACAAUGGUUAAAUGCUACGUGAACUGCGUCAGUACUGUUUGUUUGAAAUUCAUGUUGUGUUGUCUGUGUGUUAUGAUUUAUUGACUUAUUGAUGCAUGUAAAUUGGGUGCAUUUUGUUGCCACUGUAUGUUAAAUGGUGACCAAUGUUUUUACAAAGGAAUUGAACCAAAAAAAAAAAAUAUCUUUUAAGAAGUUUUGGAAUGUGGUUUUGAUUUUGAAAUUGGAUUCUCUUUCUAAUCUCAGAAAACCCUGGUUAUUCUGUAGCUUGAAGGAAAUAGGAUUAAUAAAUGCAGAUUUGUUACAGGGGUGUAGCAGUGUCACUGCAACAGUAAAAGAAGGAACUAUUCACCACUUCCCUGAAGUCCACAUCUAAGAUACAGCAUUACAGAUUAUGAGAGGAUGAUCCCAUAUUGAGAUAAUUGGAUCUUUAAUAGGAUGUCAGCAAAGCUUUAGAUAGGGGAUUGGUGUCAGUUACAUUGAUGGGUAGUUAGAGCAGAGAUCUCCAAGCCUUCCACAUGCUAACUCCUUUGUUUACUCCUUUUCUCUAGAAGAUGAAUUUUGAAGGUAAUGAAGUUUACCUUUUACACCAAAAUUUCAUGUAAACCAUUUUGAAGUAAAUCUUCCUAAUUUUAGAAUUAUAUUUUCUGGCCAUCUUAAGAAUGUAUUAAAUGUAAUAUAAUGUGAUCUUUUUCUUGGUGGCUAAGCGUCAUCUUUAUGGACAUUAUUAUUGUGCUGCAGCACAGUACCUUAGGAAUCUGGUUUUUAUAGUUUUUCACUUCCCUUUUUUCCUUUUCUUUUUUGCUGCUCUCACUUCUGACAAUUGCUCUCUCUCUUUAAUUUGCUGCUUUAUGGCUUUAUAAACUUAGAAUCUAGGUAGUCCUGCCAUAAAUGAUUUGGGAAAUACAAAAAAAAAAAAAUGCAGGACUUCUUAAUCACGGAACUGUUGACAUUUUCUGCUAGAUACUUUAUUACGGGGGCUGUCCUGUGCAUCGUAGAUAUUUAGCAGUAUCCUUGGCAUCAAAUCCACUAAAUGCCAGUAGCACCCUCUAUCCACCCCUCAGUUAUGACAGCCAAAAAUGUCUUCAGACAUUACCAAACAUCCCAGGCGCAGGAAGGAGCAAAAAUCAUUCCUAGAAUGAGAGCUAUUGGGCCAGUCAACAACAGAUCAGUGCUCACGUAGAGAGCAAUUAGGAGAGCCAUCUUCAACACUCUGUUUGAAGACACUGGGGAGCCUCUAAGCAACUAGGAUAUGAUGGGUUUCCACUGCAUUCAAAUAAAUAAGCUGGGAAAUGGUGGUGGUGGAUUUAAUAAAUAUAGCGACCAGUGAUAGAUAACUGUGUUGCUCAGUCUUUCCCUUUAUGAAAUUGUUAUUGCAUACUGGGUGUGUAAAGGCAGAUUUCAUUUAUAGGUUAUUUGUCAGUUUAAGGUCAGUCUAUAGAAAACAGUACAUUCCCAGAGCUGAGUGCAGUCACUGCAUGGAAACUUGAGCCCAAUCCCAUGUGAAUGGGUGUCUUCAGCAUAUGGACAUUCUCAGGCUAAGGGUUGAAUCAGAGUUGCAGCUGCCAGCCUACAGCAACCCAGGAUCCCAACCGCAUCUGUGACCUAUACCUCAGCUCACGGCAACACUGGAUACUUAAGCCACUGAGCAAGGCCAGGGAUCAAACCCGUAUCCUCAUGGAUACUAGUUGGGUUUGUAACUUCUGAGCCACAGUGGGAGCUCCUAUUAAGCACUUAUUUAUUGCUCUGUACUGUAGUAUUUUAUACACAUUAUCACUCUUAAUCUUUAAUCACAACGUUAAGUUGGUGGUGUUAUUAUCCCUAUUUCAUAUUGGGCGAAUAGAGACAUGAAGAGGUUGUUUGCCCAGAAUGUCACCACCAAGUGGUUUAGAGUCCAGCUUUGCCCAAAUGUGAAGUCUGUGUUCUUAACUCUUUACUAUGCAAUUAGGACAACAUUUUCACGGACUCCAUGAUAUCUCUUCUCUGCUCAGGUUCCUUUUUGCCUCUGUAUUUAUGUAGUUAUUUUCUCACUUGUAAUCUAAGGGAAUUGUGCUGAAAAUCUCCAAGUGCAUUUAACAAAUCCUAAGUUUAUGUGCUAGGAACUGAAUGAAUAGCCAAAACAUCCCCAUCCUCAUGCGUCUUAUUCUUUGCGGGGCAUGGGUAGAAGGAAUACAGGAAAGCAAAUUACACUUAAAAAAGUAGUGAUUGGUCCUAUAGAGAUAAAUGAAACAAGGGGGAGAGAAACCCAUAGUCACAUGUAAGGGGUUAUUUUUAUACAGGGUGGUUAGGGAGGAGCUGAAAGAAGUGAGAGCCUAAACACACAUGAUACCUGGGAAGAGCAGGUAUGCUAGGUUUGGAAAGUUGAUGUUAAGAAAAAUCUCUGCCAUAUGAAAUAUAUUUCAUUUUGGAAUGUGUUAUAUGUUUUUUUUAAUUGAAAUAUAUUUAAUUUACAAUGUCGUAUUAGUUUCAGGAGUACCUCAGACUAACUCAGUUUUACGUAUCUUUUUUUCAGAUUCUUUUCCCUUAUAGGCUAUUAUAAAAUAUUGAUUAUAGUUCCUUGGGCUAUGCAAUAAGUCCUUGUUGGUUAUCUAUUUUAUAUAUAGUAUUGUGUUUAUGUUUAUGUUGAUCCUAAACUCCUAAUUUAUCCUCCCCCCCAUUUCCUUUUUGGUAAUCAUAAGUUUUAUAUGUUUGUAGGUCUAUUUCUGUUCCUUUGUAUCAUUUUUUUAGAUUGCACAUAUAAGCAGUAUCAUAGGGUUUUUGUCUUUCUCUAUCUGGCUCAUUUUGCUUGGUAUGAUAAUUUCUAGGUCCAUCCAUGUUGUUGCACAUGGAAGUAUUUCAUUAUUUUCUAUGACUGAGUAAUACUCCAUUGUGUGUGUGGUGUAUGUGUGUGUGUGUGCGCGCGCACACGCAUGCUCCACGUCUUUUUUAUCCAUUCGUCUUUUGAUGGACAUUUAGGUUGCUUCCAUGUCUUGGCUAUUGUAAAUAGUGUUGCAGUGAACAUUGGGGUACAUGUAUCUUUUCAAAUUAUGGUUUUCUCUGGAUGUAUGCCCAGGAUUGGGAUUACAUAAAGUGUUUCUUAUUUGUUUUGCACUAUUAUUGUUUUCUGAUUUAAGCCUAAAUAUUAAUAUUUAAAUAGUAAGAUUAGUACUCUUUGCAUAUUUACUGACAGCAAUAAGGGGAAAUGACUCAGAAACAUGGAAAUGCUACCCUGGGAUUCAUAAAGUCAGUGGAUAACCAGCCUAUCAGCAAGUAAUUGAGGGUUUGUUGUGUGCUCAUAAUGAAACCUUACUAACAGACCACUUGUUUCUCCUAAAUUAAUGAAUGCUAUUGGUAUACACUGAUGUUAGUUUUUCUCCUCUAACUUUUAGAAAUGAAGUAGUAAUUAAAGAGAGAACCCUAAGGGCGACUGGGAGUGGGAAUAAGUAGAACAAUCGUUAGUAUUUAAGGACCUAAUUCCUCCAUUUGACCAUUUCAAAAAUAAAUAAAUAAAUAAAUAAAUAAAUAGACAAAAUCUAAUAGAAUAGUCAGACAUCCAUAAUUGAUUAAAAAGUCUCAGCACGACUAGAAAUCAAAGGGAACUUCCUCAACCCAAUAAAAGGAAUCUGUGAAAAACUUAACAUCGAGCAUCAUAUUUAAAGGGAAAGACUGAAAUGCUUUUCCUCUAAGAUCAAGAACAAAGCAAGGAUGCAUAUACUUACCAGUUCUAUUCAAAUUGUACUGGAUAUUUUAACCUGUGCAAUAAAGCUGAAUGAAUGAAUGAUUGACAUUCACAUUAGGAAGAAAGGAAACCGUCUUUAUUUAUAGAUGACUCAAUCAUCUAUGUAGGAAUUCUUAAUCUGCUGGAAAGCAGCUAGUAAUGUAUUUCUCAAGGUGGCAGGGUAUAAGGGAAAUAUACAAGAAUCAAUUAUAUUGGGUUUUCCUCCAUCAAUGAUUGAUUGAUUGGGGUAUAGUUGAUUUAUGAUAUUAUGUAAGUUUCAGGCAUUCAACAUAGUGAUUCAUGAUUUUUUAUUACUCUUUGAAUUUUAUUACAUUUGUAGGUGUAUAACGAUCAUCACAACCCAAUUUUGUAGCAUUUCCAUCCCAAACCCCCAGCCCUUCUCCCCAUCCCCCAACCUGUCUCAUUUGAUGGUUUUUCAAAGUCUGUGAGUCAGCAUCUGUUCUGCAAAGACGUUCAUUGUGUCCUUUUUUAAUAUUCCACAUGUAAGUGAUAGCAUAUGAUGUCUCAUUGUCUGCCUAACCUCACUUAGCAUGAUAAUUUCUAGGUCCAUCCAUGUUGCUACAAAUGCUGUUAUUUCUUUCCUUUUAAUGGCUGAGUAAUAUUCCAUUGUGAUUCACGAUUUUUUAAGAUUAUACUCUUGUCAUGGCUUACGAAUCUGACUAGUAUCCAUGAGGACAUGGUCCAAUCCCUGGUCUUGCUCAGUGGGUUAAGGAUGUGGCAUUGUCAUGAGCUGUGGUGUAGGCUGCAUAUGCAGUUCAGAUCUGGUGUUGCUGUGGCUGUGGCAUAGGCUAGAGGCUACAGCUCUGAUUCAACCCCUGGCCUGGGAACCUCUGUAUACCAUGGGUAUAGCCCUAAAAAGAAACACAUGCCAAAAAAAGAUUAUACUCUAUUUAAAAUUAUCAUAAAAUGCUGACUAUAUUUCCUGUGCCGGGCAGUAUAUCCUUGUAACUUAUUUAUUUUAUACACAGUAGUUUGUACCUCUUAAUCCUCUGCACCUGUCUUGCCCCCCCACCUCUGGUAACCACUAGCUUUUCUUUAUGUCUGUGAGUCUGUUUCUUUUUUGUUUUAUUCACUGGUUUUAUCUUUUAGAGUCUACGUAUAAGUGAAAACAUAGAAUAUUUGUCUUUGUCUGCUUGUUUCACUAGCAUAAUACUCUCCAGGUCCAUCCAUGUCGUUGCAAACGGAAAAUUUCAUUUUUUUAUUGGCUGAGUAGGUUUCUGUUGUAUGUGUACACCUCUUCUUUAUCCAUUCAUCUGUUGAUGGACAUUUAGGUUGCUUACAUAUCUUAGCUAUCGUAAAUAAUGCUGCUAUGAACACAGGGGUGCUACAUGUAUCUUUUUGAAUUAGUAUUAUCAUUUUCAUAUUUAUUUAUUUUUAUUAUAGUUGAUUUACAGUGUUCUGCCAAUUUCUGCUGUGUUUAUCAUUUUCUUUGGGUAUAUAACCAGGAGUGGAAUUGCUGGAUCAUAUGGUAGUUAUAUUUUUAGUGUUUGAGGAACCUCCACACUGUUUCCCAUAGUGACUGCACCAAUCUGCAUUCCCACUAACAGUGUAUAAGGGGUCCCUUUUCUCCACAUCCCCACCAGCAUUUGUUAUCUGUGGUCUUUUUGAUGAUAGCCAUUCUGACAGGUGUGCAUGAUGUUUUGUGGUUUUGAUUUGCAUUUCUCUGAUAAUUAGUGAUGUUGAGCAUCUUUUCAUGUGCCAAUAUGGCCAUCUAAAUGUCUUCUCUGGAAAAAGUGUUUCUUUGGGUCUUCUGUCUAUUUUUAAAUUAUGUUAUUUAUUUUUCUGAUAUUGUGUUGUGUGAGCUUAUUUACAUAUUUUGGCUAUUAACCCCUGUUUAUAUAUAUUGGAGUUAACCUCUUAUCAGUCAUAUCAUUUGCAAAUAUUUCCUCCCAUUCAGUAGGUGGUCUUUUUGUUUUAUCAGUAGUUUACUUUGCAUUUUUAUUGUCAUAUAGAAGCAAUGAGCAGUCAGAAAUUGAAAUUAAACAGUAGCAUCAAAAAUAAAUAUUUAAAGAUAAUCUGACAAAGAUAUGUGAGUCCUGUUUAUUGCAAACCAGAAAACAUUGCAGGGUUAAACAAAUGUGCUAAGUAAAUAGACAGUUUUACUAGUAUAUUGGACGUUUCAAUAUUGUUUGGAUGUCAUUUAUUCUCAAAUUGAACUAUAUUAUUCAAUAUAAUCCCAAGCAAAAUCCCAGCAGAUUUUUAAACUCAUUCUAAAAUGUGUAUGAAAAUGUAAAGAACCUAGAAGAGCCAAAAUAAUGUUGAAAAAGAACUAAGUGGAAGAUUUACACUAUGUGACUUCAGGAUUGUUAUAAAACAACAAUAACCAAGAGAGAAUAUAGACUUAUGAAAUAAGAUAGACAUGGAUCAAUGGAAUUUGUCCAGAAAUAGACCCAUGCAUAUAUAAUCAAUCGAUUUCCAACCAAAGUGCCAAGCAAAUUCAGUGGGAAUAUGGUAGGUUUUUUUGUUUUGUUUUUGUUUUAAAUGGUGCUGGAACAAAUUGAUACACACACAUGCGCGCGCGCACACACACACACACACACACACACACACACACACAUACACACACACACCCAAAAAACCCUCAAAGCAAAAGAUUCAAAUUUACCUCAACCCUCAUCUUAAGCCAGUAUUCAAAAAGGUAUUAAAAGCGAAUCAUAGACUUAAAUGUAAAAGUAUAAAACUUUCUGAAGGAAACAUAGGAGAAAAUUUUAGAAACAUUGGUUGGCAGAUUUUUCUCAAAUUGGAUAAAAAAUCAAUAAGAAAAAAAAUUGACUUCCUAAAAAUUAAAAAAAAAACUUUCUAAAGAUACCAUAAUGAAAAUGAAAAGGCAAACUACAAAAUGGGAGAAAAUAUUUAGAAAAUGUAUAUCCAAGAAAGGACUUUUGUCUAGAAUACAUAAAAUCUCAUAU
Sus scrofa (pig) is the source of this 10331-nucleotide messenger RNA. RefSeq names its product transmembrane protein 65 (gene TMEM65). The record is from RefSeq and is a predicted model, not a curated record. NCBI's taxonomy places the organism in Eukaryota, Metazoa, Chordata, Mammalia, Artiodactyla, Suidae. Gene Ontology annotation, biological process: cardiac ventricle development; regulation of cardiac conduction. Gene Ontology annotation, cellular component: mitochondrion.